Molecule: messenger RNA, 2300 nt
Organism: Micropterus salmoides (largemouth bass)
Lineage: Eukaryota; Metazoa; Chordata; Actinopteri; Centrarchiformes; Centrarchidae
Gene: ddx5
Product: DEAD (Asp-Glu-Ala-Asp) box helicase 5
Exons: 13
Coding region: 118-1977 (619 amino acids)
Biological process (GO): alternative mRNA splicing, via spliceosome
Cellular component (GO): ribonucleoprotein complex; nucleus; cytoplasm
Molecular function (GO): RNA helicase activity; RNA binding; ATP binding
Source: RefSeq, a predicted model, not a curated record
ACCGGCAUUUCAGCACCACUGCCGGUCGGGGUUUCUUUUAGACGGCCAAGCCACAGUGUAGAAUAUUUAUAUCUUUUUUUUUUAUUUAUACUCGUUAACGUAAACUUACUUUACAAAAUGCCUGGGUAUUCCGACAGAGACCGUGGUAGAGACAGAGAUAGAGGCUAUGGCGGCGGCCCUCCUCGCUUCGGUGGCAACCGUGGUGGAGGUGGAGGGAAGUUUGGCAAUCCUGGCGAACGGCUGCGGAAGAAACAGUGGAACCUGGACGAGCUCCCAAAGUUUGAGAAAAACUUCUACCAGCAGCAUCCCGAUGUUGCCCGAAGGUCUCUGCAAGAAGUUGAACAAUAUAGAAGGGCCAAAACAAUUACGUUUAAAGGGAGAGAUUGCCCAAAUCCUAUUGCAAAGUUCCAUGAGGCCAGUUUCCCAUCAUAUGUGAUGGAUGUGAUCAACAAACAAAACUGGAGUGAACCAACUCCCAUCCAGGCUCAGGGCUGGCCACUGGCUCUUAGUGGCAAGGAUAUGGUUGGCAUUGCACAGACCGGCUCUGGGAAAACUCUUUCUUAUUUGUUGCCUGCAAUUGUGCACAUCAACCACCAGCCUUUCCUGGAACGUGGAGAUGGUCCCAUUUGCUUGGUGCUAGCGCCGACCCGUGAGCUGGCACAGCAGGUGCAGCAGGUGGCUGCCGAAUAUGGCAGAGCUUCUCGCCUGAAAUCGACCUGUAUCUAUGGAGGAGCGCCCAAGGGACCCCAGAUCCGUGACCUGGAAAGAGGUGUGGAGAUCUGCAUUGCUACUCCGGGAAGGCUCAUUGACUUUCUUGAGGCAGGAAAGACAAACCUCCGUCGCUGCACCUACCUUGUGCUGGAUGAGGCCGACAGAAUGCUGGACAUGGGCUUUGAGCCACAGAUCCGGAAAAUUGUUGACCAAAUCAGACCUGACCGUCAGACUCUGAUGUGGAGUGCGACUUGGCCGAAAGAGGUUCGCCAGCUGGCAGAGGAUUUCCUGAAGGAAUACGUCCAGAUCAAUGUCGGGGCGUUGCAGCUCAGUGCCAACCACAACAUCUUGCAGAUAGUGGAUGUCUGCAAUGAUGGAGAGAAAGAGAACAAACUUCUGCGACUCCUGGAGGAAAUCAUGAGUGAGAAGGAGAAUAAGACCAUAAUCUUUGUAGAGACCAAGAGGCGGUGUGAUGACCUCACCAGGAGGAUGAGAAGGGAUGGAUGGCCGGCUAUGGGAAUCCAUGGAGAUAAAAGCCAGCAGGAAAGAGACUGGGUUCUCAAUGAGUUCAAAUACGGAAAGGCUCCAAUUCUCAUUGCUACAGAUGUUGCCUCCAGGGGUCUAGAUGUUGAAGACGUGAAAUUUGUCAUCAACUAUGACUACCCCAACAACUCUGAGGACUAUAUCCACCGCAUUGGCAGAACGGCUCGUAGCCAAAAGACAGGCACAGCUUAUACCUUCUUCACUCCAAACAACAUGAGGCAAGCCAGCGACCUCAUCUCUGUGCUCCGCGAGGCCAACCAGGCAAUCAACCCCAAGCUCCUCCAAAUGGCGGAAGACAGAGGAGGUCGUUCAAGGGGAGGCCGAGGUGGUGAUUAUAGAGAUGACCGUCGGGAUAGGUAUUCCUCUGGAAGGCGUGAUUUUGGCAGUUUUAGGGACAGGGAUAACGGUAGAGGGUUUGACAACGGACCAAAUAAAACGUUUGGCACAAAUUCACAGAACGGAAGCUAUGGGGGCAGUAACAACAGUGGCAGCAAUGGCUUCAGCGGAGGCAGCUACAAUGGUAAUGGACAGUCCAACUUUAGUAACAACCAAACGGGCGCCUUCGGAGGCCAGACCAACUUCCAGGCCCAGCAGUUUGUUCCCAGUAAGGGUGGUGCACAGACUGGCGCGAGUCAUCCCCCUUUCCCAUUCCCCCAGGCACAGGCUCCGCAGCAUCCCCCACCUCUGGUGCCCUACCCCAUGCCCCCUCAGUUCUCUCAGUAAACACGCCAUACACUUGAAAGAAGUAAUUUAUUGCUUUUGUCUUGUUUUAAGUUCUACACUUGAUCCAGUUUUUUUUACACAACAGGGUUACAAACAACAUUAACCUCUAUCAAGCCUUUUAAGAUCUGCAGUGCAGCAAUGGAUGUGUUGCGCACUUGUUUCCCUUACUAUUUAAUUUGUUACAUUCCUCAGCAAUGUUUAGUUAUGUUUUGUACUAGGUAAUUACAAAUGUAUUGGUUUUUCAUGUAUCAUUGAAAGUGAUGUUAAGCUCCAACCUUGGAAGUGCACUGCAUGAUCUUUCAAAAUAAAACAUUAAAAAAAAA